AUGGCUUUUCCCCAGCUGCAAGGUGCAGCUAAGCUACAGGAGGUGACCCGGUUACUAGACUCGCUCGAGAAGGACUUACAGGAGAAGCAGUUGACAUCGUCGCACAAGGUCCAAACACUACUUCAGCUCCGUCAAUUUGGUACUAGCCCCGUCAACGCUGGCCCGAUAUACUCCAGUAAGGGUAUCAGAAUUCUAGUACAAUAUGGAGUGGAGGGGGAGACAGUCGACGUAUGUCGUGCCGCCCUGAGAUGUGUCGCAAAUGCUCUACUCCUCGAUGCGAACAUGCGUCAGGUCUUUGUUGACACAGGUUAUGGAGGCAAACUGGCUGAAAAGCUCAAGGUUGAUAACUCCGAAGAUGAAAUGGUCGUCAGUCGAAUUCUCUUCCUGUCAACUUAUAACACUACCAUGGAUUUUGACAUCUUAAUCAAAAAUCAUUCCCUCGGCGAAAAUGUCAAUUACCAACUCGCUCGACACGCAAAACAAUUCCCCAAGUCCGGACGAGAGCCACUAUCUCAAAUGGACGAGUUGGCUCUUACUGAUACCCUCAAACUGAUAUUCAACGUAUCAAAGCUUUAUGAGCACGGAGCCGCCUUCUCACCUUCUAUCCCUUAUCUUCUCAAGAUAAUCAGCCGCAUUGACAUUCCGGCAAAGCCAUUGGAUGGCUUAAUCAGCCAGCUCAUCAAUUCACUCUCGGUACUUGACCUGGAGGAAAAGAAGGGCAAGAUCUUCGAAAAAACACCGCUCUUUCCCACGUUUGAUGAGAACUGCAACGUGGAUAAACUGAUUAAAAUUCUUGACCAGGGUGUCUCUUCAUAUCGGCCCGUGGAACUUGACGAGAAAGCUGUGCCGUUAUUGCAUACCCUAAUCACCAUGUAUGAGCUUGCCCCUGAUGGACCACGCGCGCGAAUGCAAUCUUUACUCUUACCAGAGGACACCGAUCGCAGCGAACCCAUCGGACGUUCUGAUAAUCUUGCAUCCCGUCUCUUGAAGCUCUCGACAAGCUCAUUUUCAAAUCUCAAAACAGCAAUUUCUGAACUUAUGUUUGUUCUUGCGGGCAGGGAUGCCGAGACCCUGACUCGAAAGAUCGGCUAUGGCUUUGCAGCAGGAUUUUUGGCAUCCCGAGGGAUGGAGAUCCCGCGAACUGCCAGUGAGGCUUUUGCAGAUGAUCCCAACGAUCCCGAAUCCGGCGUAAACCCUAUCACUGGACAGCGAUGGACUGCGGAACCCAAGGAUUCAGGCCCACCUAUGACCAGAGAGGAGAAGGAAAGAGAAGCAGAGAGAUUAUUUGUCCUCUUCGAAAGAGCGAAAGCAAAUGGCCUUCUCAAUGUGGAGAAUCCUGUGACCCAGGCCUUCCACGAAGGAAGGUUCGAAGAAUUGUCGGAUGACACUGACAGUGACUAA
Penicillium odoratum is the source of this 1401-nucleotide messenger RNA. RefSeq names its product synembryn. Gene Ontology annotation, cellular component: cytoplasm. The record is from RefSeq and is a predicted model, not a curated record. Gene Ontology annotation, biological process: G protein-coupled receptor signaling pathway. The transcript has 6 exons. NCBI's taxonomy places the organism in Eukaryota, Fungi, Ascomycota, Eurotiomycetes, Eurotiales, Aspergillaceae. Bases 1 to 1401 code for a protein of 466 amino acids. Gene Ontology annotation, molecular function: guanyl-nucleotide exchange factor activity; G-protein alpha-subunit binding.